AUAGGUUAGGUUUGUUGUUAUUGUGUACUUUACAAUAAAAUAUGAAUGUGUAAAUUAUGUAAAUAAUGUUGUUUAGAUAGGGCUAAAAAUCAAUCGUUAUACCAAAUCACUCAAGACGUUUAUUUCACUAAUACGAAUGCAUUAUGGUAGUCAAACUUUAUACGGCGGAACUAAGCCCGCCAGUUCGCGCCACUAUGAUGGCGUGCGCCAUAUUCAAUGUGCCGUACGAGAAUGUUGAAGUUAAUCUUAUAGAAAAGGAACAGAUGCAACCAGCGUUUUUAGAAAAAAAUCCUCUACAAACGGUUCCUGUUCUUGAAGAUGGUGACUUCAUACUGCAUGAUAGUCAAGCUAUAUUAAUGUACCUGGCUGAUACGUAUGGAACUGACGACUCAUGGUAUCCGAAAGACACCAAACAAAGGGCUUUGGUGAAUCAGAAACUAUUCUUCAAUACUGCUGUUUUGUUUCCUAAAUUGAAAAAUAUAACGUACGCUUUAGUGACUGAAAGAAAACAAACCCAGUCGAAAAAAUGGCUGGACAACAUUGAAGAAGGCUAUGGAUUCGUGGAAAUAUUUCUUAGCAAAACAGCUUAUAUCGCCACUGAUAACAUCACGAUAGCAGACCUGUCAACGUAUAGUAAUAUGUCAUGUUUAGCUUACGUUGUUCCAGUGGACGAAAAUAAGUAUCCAAAAACGGUUCAAUGGUGCACAGAUAUGGAGAAUCAGCCUUUCUGCAAAGAGCACAACAAUCCUGCAGCAGCUAUGUUUGGAGACUUACUGAAAGAAUGUCGAACUCGAACUCACUAGUGUAACUGUAGGAAUACAUAGACAGCCUAUUUAAUAGAAUCGUAAAAGAUCACUGUUAAAUAUUGUAGUUUUUAUUUGAAGCUGAAAAGCUCCAAGUUAACAUUAUAUCUUUAGAUCUUUCUCCCCGUUCCACCUGGAUUCCGAGAAAAUUUCGUUGAGUAUCCAGAUAAAAUAUAGUAUACCUACACUAACGCAUAAUGGAGCCUUCCUGAGCUGAAAGAUAUUUAAAAUUGGACUCGAAGUUUUCAAGUUUAUUCGUUCGAAAUAUUCAAAAACGCAAAAAAGAUAAUAAUUUCCUAUUUAAAAUAUAUUAGAAUAAAAACAGAAACAAUACGCACGACCAACGAGCGUCAACAAACAUACGCGAAUGAUAACCAUGUAUAUUCGGAACAGUUUCAUCGCCGCCGUUGCACCAACGAGAUUGGAUUGAAGUGGCCCCGUGCCAGUAUACGCAGAUACACACCCUACAGCAU
This is a messenger RNA of Helicoverpa armigera (cotton bollworm), 1276 nucleotides long. It is a transcript of the gene GSTe3, whose product is annotated as glutathione S-transferase 1-like. The transcript is spliced from 6 exons. Lineage: Eukaryota; Metazoa; Arthropoda; Insecta; Lepidoptera; Noctuidae. The record is from RefSeq and is a predicted model, not a curated record. Gene Ontology annotation, molecular function: glutathione transferase activity. Gene Ontology annotation, biological process: glutathione metabolic process. The coding region runs from base 144 to 803 and encodes 219 amino acids.